CAUAAGAAAAGUUUUAUAGUGAUUUUUAAAAAAUAAGUUUAAGUAGUUAAAAGCGAUGUUUAAGAGUCGCGGUGAAGGAAAUGUUGUUUAUAAGUGUUCCAUUCGGUUACUCGACGAUUCUUUUUUGGAGUUGGAGUUUCAGCCUCAUCAUAAAGGACUUUUCUUAUUGGAAUUAAUCUGCGAGCAGUUGGAUGUGUCAGAAAAAGAUUAUUUUGGAAUUAAAUUCGUUGAUAAUCUCAAACAACGGCAUUGGCUUGAUUUAUCAAAGAACAUAAUUAAACAAGUGAAAGAUGUCGAUCCUCUGGUUCUGUCGUUCCGUUUUCAUUUCUAUCCAGCUGAUCCAACACGUCUUAGCUUCAACGGAAAAUGCAUGUUGUUUCAGCAAUUGAAAAGGGACCUGAUACAUGGACGUCUUUACUGUUCUGCUAAUGAAAGUGCUGCGCUUGGUGCAUUGAUUGUUCAAGAUGAGCUUGGCGAUUUUGAUAGAGAAGUUCACACAGAAAAUUAUGUGACAACCUUGAAGUUCGCCCUUCGUCAAUCGCUUGAACUGGAAAAGAAAGUUAUUGAGCUACACAGAAAACGAGAACCAGGUCAAGACAUCGUCAACGUGUACGAUGAAUUUAUUUUGAUUGCACGCAGUCUUGAAACAUAUGGCAUCGAUCCACAUCCAGUGAAAGAUUAUCGUGGCAGUCAACUUUAUGUCGGAAUAAAUUUCUCAGGUGUCAGUACAUUGUCGGUUGGCAAACGGAUCCAACAUUUUCGAUGGCCCGAAAUAUCAAAAAUCAAUUUUGAAGGGAAAAUGUUUAUCAUACACUUAACAUACACGGUCGACCGGGAAGUGAAAAAGCAUACAGUUGGAUUCAAGUGUCCAUCGAGCAUGACAUGUCGCUAUGUCUGGAGAUGUGCCAUCGAGCAAAUGUUGUUUUUCACUUUGCCGAAUGGUCAAAAUGCUUCGGUUGUGACGGGCGGCGGUUUCUUUUCCCACUCGAAAUUCCGUUAUGUUGGACGAACCGAACGUGAGAUUUUAUCAGAAAGUCUUCAAUCAUUACGACAACAAAGUUCCGAAACUUCAAGUCCAACAAAGCGAAAAGCAAGCAGCGUGCCAGCGACACCAUCGAGUCCACAGGAUCUGAUAGAUCUUCGCUACAAUAGUCUUCCUAGAUCGACAUUAUCAGAACCCAUGGGUCAAUUUACCGAUCAAGCCUCAAUGUUCAUUCAUGAAAAUGGAAUUCCACUUCUUGAGACAGUGUCCGAAGAGAAUCGUCGUCACCUCGAAACAGGUGAACAUGUUGACGGAUAUUAUCGUGAGUCAUAUGAUCCUGAAAUGACUGACAUGGAUGGUCUCAAUACAACACAAGCAACUUUUAUCGGUGAUGGAAUUAUUCCCCUUCAAACAUCAGCAAUAAAUAAUGAUAAUGAAAGGAAUUCCAAUGGAAAUAAUAAUGGGAAAUACACAAAAAAGUUUUCACUUCUUCACACAUUUAUACCAUCGUUUAUCUUUGUAAUUCUGGCAAUGACCAUUUCCGCUGUCCUGAUAUUGGAAACUGAUUCAGAAUUUUUUGCGCCAAUCCGUAAUUGGCCAGAAAUGAACAGCUUACGUUUUCAGUAUUAUCAACCACUUAAGGACUUCCUCGCCAGCAAGAUGGAAAAUAUUUUCUGAUUUGUUAAAGAGUGACAUUAAUCUUAAGAGUUUAAUUUAUGGUGAUGGAAAAUUUCUUUGAUUAUUCUUUUUUUUUAUGUAAUGUUUGAUGAUCUAAAAAAGCUUUGAGAGAUUUAUUUAAUUUAUUUCUUUUUCAUAACAUUUAUUUGUUUUUGUGUAUUUAGAAACGUUUAAGAUUUUGAUAUGAGUACAAUGGCUAUUAGAAUUAAUUAAAUAGGAAAAGAUUUAAUCUUAAGAUAAAGACAAAGCCAGAAGAAUUAUGAAAGCAACAUACUGUACUAUAACGACUUUUUAAAAUUUGAAAAGAAUUCAAAUUUUUUUUGACUGUUAAAUUUUGUUCACUCUUUUAUCAUCUUCACAAAAUGAUAAUCAUCAUAAAGAAAAGCUUCUGUAGAAACGGGACCAGCAAUAAUCGCUAGCGUGGGAAGGUCGUCAAAGCUUAAAUUACAGCUUUUAAAAUAGAAACAGCUUCUAAAAUCACAAAGCGCGCCACUCAUUUAACAUUUACACAUAAAACAAUGAAACUUUUUAUAGCCAAAACAUAAUUUUUUGACAACAUUAAUAAUUCUUGAUAUGAAAAUAAAUAUUUAAUUUAUUAAAUAUUCCCUCGAUUAAUUUUCGAGCUUGUUUACAAAAGAAAUAUAUGUAGAAAGAUUUUUUAUCAAUCAAGGAAAGCUUCUUCCUCUAGGAUUAGAAAAACUAAAAUAUAGAAAAAGUCGAAUUAAUAAAUUGUAUCAAUGUUGUGUCAGAAACCAAUUCUAAAAAGCGAUUUUUCAUUUUAAUAGAAAAGAAUAAAAAAAUAUCAAGAAGAUAUGAAAAUCUGCAA
Molecule: messenger RNA, 2486 nt
Organism: Clunio marinus
Lineage: Eukaryota; Metazoa; Arthropoda; Insecta; Diptera; Chironomidae
Source: the annotation of a GenBank genome assembly